ACUUGACUCAAGUAGACUGCCAAGCCAGUCAUGUGGAAGUAAUUGAAAAUUGACGUUGGAGAUGUGGGUUUAUUGUCCGAAUCACUUUUUUUGAUAAAGAAAUACUUACCUACAUUUUAUUGUUCCACAUAAUACCCACCUAAAGGAUUCCGAAAGGAAGUGUUGUCCCUUGUCAGUCCCCGCGCUCCAGUCCCCGCGCUCACUCAACUGUCUAUUCUCUUCAGUACAACUCUGUACCCACGUUGGAUUAGAGCGUCACUGGGCAUCAUCCGAUGCUGAAGGACUCGAGGCCGGUAAACGAACGUGCCACAUUUAUCAGGUUUGCGCGGAAUCUGUAAAUGAAACGACGAAUACGAGAGGAGAUUUGGCUACGGACAUUUGUUUGUUAGGGUGUCGGAGGCACAUCUGUAUUUGUUUGAAAUCCCCCGAUACAAAUCGCAGAAGCAGUACGCUACGUUCCAUCGCACUGCCUGGCUCCACAGAUAUCUGCAGUUCUUGGUCGGUGACUAUAGCUACCUAAGCAACCAUAAUAUGGAUAUUUUUAUAAAUACGGUAGAAACCUGUGUGCAAGCGUUUUGUUGCUUGUUUGUUAUGAUCUGUUAACCUUAGUCUUGCAUUGAACAUCUGACCGCUAAACCCAUUCAUCUUUAGUCAGCAGUAUCAAGGUGACGGAUGGAAGUAAGCUAACGCUAGCUAGCCACUGGACUUGUGAACCAGCUCACGCUAGCUAGCCACUGGACUGUAAACCAGUGCGGAGAUAGCUAACUAUGGCUAAAGCUUUGUGUCGUGGAAUGUACGCUAGCUAGCUAGCUGUAUUGAGUAACUACUACUGUAGUUAACGUUAGCUACCAUGAAUGAUUUGUUAAUAACUAACCUCCGAGUCCUAGAAAUGAUGAGUGUUAUGCAUAUGUAAUGUGUACCACGGGCUUACACCAUGUAUGUGGGUGGCCUUGUCUUUGUCAACCCCUGUGGUUGACACAAGUAACGGUUUUUAAAAGCAAACAGCGGGGUAGAAGCGCUGUCACCGGGUAGUGGUGCUGAACAGAAAGAACUGAUUGUGUCGCUAGCUAGUAUGGGACUAGCUAGCUUUGUAGCUAGCAGCACAAUAUAGCUAGCUAACCCCCCAGAUUUUAUCAAUGGUGUCUAAUAAAUUUUUAUUCGCAAUAAUUCUGUUAUAUGUGUAUAUAGGUGUACAGUCAUUAUUUUACUUUUUUGGAGGCGUCGUUUUAACUAUUUUGGUUGCUAUGGCAUUUUUAAACGGACCCAGGCUAUUAGACUGGGCAAAUUCACCUCCUCAUCUUCAAUUUAACAAGUACGUCCUGACUGGAUACCGACCAAUAUCGUCAGUCCAAGACUGUAUCAGAAGCCUUUUUUACCUGCACAACGAAUUGGGAAACAUAUACACCCAUGGAAUCCCUCUGCUCUGCUUCCUGUUCCUCAUCCCACUCAACUUUCCCUGGUCCCAGAUCAGUGUCACAUGGCUAGGCGUGGUCCACUUCCUGGCCUGCCUGGCCCCACAGCUGGGCUCUGUGCUCUACCACCUCUUCAUGAACCACGAAGGAGGAGAGCCUGUUUACCACACCCUCCUCACCCUCGACAUGUGCGGCAUCUGCAUGAUAAACACGCUGGGAGCCGUGCCCAUCGUCUACAGCACGCUACUGUGUUACCCGUUCACCCGCACCGUGGCUCUGCUCGUCUACAUCCUGCUUUCCAGCUACGCCAUCUACUCAGCCAUCACGGCGCGGAGCAGCGUGCGCCGCCUGCGCUCCUUCGCCUGGCAGGCCCUGUUCCGCUUCUCCUUCUUCCUGCUGCGCUGGGUGGGCGUGGGAGGCGGCAGCCCCACGUCGCUGCAACACUUCCUCACCAUGGACGCGCUGGCCGUGCUGGGCGGGAUCAUCAACAUCUCGCGCAUCCCGGAGCGCUUCCGCCCGGGCCUCUUUGACUACUGGUGCAACAGCCACCAGAUCAUGCACGUGCUGGUGGUGGGCUCCAUCCUCUACCUGCACUGGGGCGUGCUGGACGACCUGCUCUGGAUCAACAGCCACCACUGUCCCCCGGACUGAGCCCGACCUGUCUGGAGGAGGACCAGCGGGUAACCCGGGUUUAGGACCUCUGGGGAGGGAGGCGAGGGUUGCGAAUGGAACAUGGGAUGUGCAGUGUUUUUGAAGGGGUGCAUGGGAAGCGAGAUGAAGGGUUUUUCUUAAUAGGAACUGUGUAGGCUCUGGCACGUGCACACACUAUGCAUGUCCAUAUCUGCGCCUAGCAAGGAUGUUCAUGUGUGUGUCCACCUUUCCAUUACACACGCAUGGCUAUUUGGGUUAGACGACACACACGGGUUGGAUGUUGGCUCACGGGCCAUCGCGAAUUGCCAUUCAUACGCAAACUCAGAACGCAAACACGAUAGCGGAGCUGGGAAGGUUACACACAAAGGGAGAUUUGAGGUGCACACAAAUGUCUUUAUUAAAAACAUGAUCAGGUGCACGUGAAUUUACACUUGAGCAAUAGCUGACUUGGUUGAUUUACUUUUGACUGUCAGUAACUAUUUCAACCUAUGGCUCUUGUUGGUAGUCGAUUUGUCGGUGACACUUGAGUUAUCCUCAAGAUUGACCACGUAUUUAAAGAAAUGAUAUCAUAUGCACUGAGCAGAAAAACUCUUUCUGAAGUAUUUUUCUGAUGUCAUUCUAUUGCAACCUAUGCAGCAUAGCAUAUCAACUCUGGAACCCACACACUCAGCGACACACACACUGUGUCACAUACAUGCCCAUAAUUCACAGGUAAUGCACACAGCUCUCCCAGACCUGUCAAACAGUCCUAUGGAACUACACAGUGUAUGAGGCUAUUCUCCCUCUCUUCAGUUCGUCCAUUUUUGUCAUUUUCUCUUCCCUCCUUUUGUUUGUCUCGAGUCUCUCUGUCUCUGUGGUUAUAUCGGGAGUAACUGGGUAUGGGGGAAGGGGUUCAUUCCUUGGCUUGUUAGUGCUGUUUUUAUUUGGUACCAACCUGUUACUGCCCUGCAGUCCACAUGGGCUACUGUAAAUCCUAGACUGAACAAAGGUUUAUUGUGCCAGUGAAAACACAGCCAUUUUGAAUAGGGUAUCAUGUCAGUUUAUGCACAGGUUUAUUUUAGCUCUUGUUCACUUACAGUACUAUUUAUUACUGGUUGAUUUUAAUCUGUUGAGACAGUACAUUUUAUUUAUUUAUUCAUAAUUUAUUUAAAUUAACUAGAAUCGUCAAUUAGACUCUGUUAAUAACUAUUUUUUUUUUUUAAUGUGUUUUAUUCUUGUUGAUUGUAAUUAUAAUAAUGUUUUGCACAUUUCAUAUGGUGAGUAAAUCAAAGCGCACACUCGUUCAGUGAAAACGCAUUAUGUCCUAAACUACGCUGACAGUUGAGGUGUGUAAAACUCUGUAUACGUCUCUUUUCUAAUGUCCGUGCAGGCGGGUAGUUCUGCCGCCAAACAGACUCCAAAUGUUGAAUAUGUUUAGUGUUGGAUCGACACUUUCUGAGAUAGAUUUAACAUUUGGAAUGCACUGUUAUAAUGUUUAUCUCAGCUUCUAUAGCCUAGUGGGGUUGGCUCCUGUCUCGCCCCUGAAAGAGUGGAAACAGCUGACGAUUAGGCUAGUUCAUUUAACUGCAUGACUGUUGGAGUUGAGAUGAUAAUUUGGAGCGCCAAAGCUGGACGUUUAGUACUACUUAACACAGCCCAGCUUGACUCUCUGCACUUCCCUUCAAGGUGCAGCAGUAAAAAGCUGACCUUUCAAAUACAGUGUUAUUUUAUAAAGCAACAGCAAGCCUGCACAAAUGAACCCCUGAUCCUACCACCACUUUUGGAACAAGAAUAACCCGUAGCAAACAUUAACUGGUUAUACAUCUUCAAAGGAAAACUGUCAUUUGUGGCCACUGGAUUCAUUUUAGUUCAUGCUCUGAGGAAUAGUACAAUGUUUACUUUUGGAGUACUUUAUGGUAUUGUAUUGAUGUAUUUGGAAGGUUUACACCGAAUGUUUUUCUUUUUAAGUCUGCUUUGCUUUUGACUAGUCCAUGGGGGAACUAGGUAAUGUUGGUUAAAGGUUAAUCCAUGUUUCUGUUUAACAAUUGUAGCCUGGUGCAAACACUCACUCGAAAUGCCACUUCGCUCACAAAUUGCCAAAUGAAGUUUUAUGGGCCUCUGUUGUAGCACAUACUUUGCUCACAUUGAGUCAAAGGCGAGGGAGAAUUUCCCAGCCACUCCUACACAGACCUCAACCUGACCUUUGUUAGUGGUAUACCCAGUUUACCAGCCCCCUCAAAAAUCACCCCUCGUGGUGACUCCAUUAUUACUCUGGCCCCUUGUAUUGCCAUGAGCUGAAAUUGUAUUAAGGUGCAUUGAAUGAAAUUGAUUAUUAAUGCAUGUUUGUAGGUCUCAAACAAAAAUGAAUUGUCUCACAAAAGGACUUUAACAUAGUAUUAGCUAAAUGCUUGUGCAUUGUAACAUAUGACACAUUAUUUGUCAGUCACUCCAGCUAAGAGCUUCACAUGCUGUCAAGGCAGUGGCUCGUAUGUGAUUAGAGGGGAACAUUCUACAGUAUAUACUAGUAUAGGAAUGUGAGGGACUAGAACAGAGGCAAUACAACCAUAUCAAAUAAACUGCACUGUUUAUUUCUUUAUUUCAAAAGGGCUUUGGAUCAAAGUGAAUAACAAUAAUUAAACUUAUUUAAAGUCCAUAUAAAUAAUGUAAAUACAUGUAUGUAUGUAGAUUAUAUAUACAUACAGUGCAAACCAUAUCUAACGCUGAGGUUUUUUUUAUACAUAAUGUAAGGGAAAGAUAAUAUGGACCAGGAAUUAAAUAUGUAUCAGUAAAUGCUCUAGUGAAAUGGGAAAUCGACUGAGGGCGGGUACUACUGUGUAUUUAAUAUCGACCACAUCUCUUUGUUUAACUAUUUACUAAAUGUACGUGAACAUGGAUCCAACUGAGUAUUUUCAGUGCUGUUUGAGAGAAGGGUGACCCGGUGGUUUUGGGGAGAUCAGGGUUUGGGAACGCUUUUUUUAAUGGCCAGAAAAGCCGGGAGAUAUGGGGGGGGGCAUGUGAAUAUCGCCGAUUACAACUGGAUAUCUAUGCAUUAUCAGAUACAAACACAUUCACUCUGUCUGAAGUGAAUGUUUCUUCAACUGGUAUGUUUCUCAACUGUCACAAAGAACAAAAGGGGCCAGCUGGCUCUCUACAUAAUGCCACCACGCAACCAUCCUGGGUCCUCCACUUCUCAGGGUGCCAUAGCCGUAGCUGUUACAUGGAGGUCAGGGGUUCCUCUGUGAAAGAUGGCUUUUAGAGCCACAAACCACAGGUGCCAUGGCGAAGGACUCCUGAAUACGGUGAUUAUAGUGCUCUUAAGGUCUAGGGCACAGUAAUACUAGUAGACCUAGUAUAAGUGGGUAAUUCUCACAAAACUAGUUUUAACAUGUAUGCUGCAAAAAUCUGUUAUCAUUCUGAGGUCUACCGGCACAGAUACACUACACGCAUCGCAUUGUCUCGCCGUCAGUGUUGUCUCAAUGAGACAUUCCCCCUUCUACACCUGAAAUCCACCCAAAUCAACAUGUAGACACAUAAGCGCAAGCUUCAGUUAUUGGGAAUUGAACCUCGCCCGUUUGUGAAUCAUGGACACUGCUGUUGGAGAUGAUGUGUCUUGAGUGGUAUAUCAGCUGUCAUUUAUCUAGAAGGAGGCAUUCCUUAACGGCUGAUGGAAACAACUGAUGCUUAAUGGUUUUGGUGUAGCUGUCUGGCGAUCGUUUUUGUUAUUAUCAUUAAUUUUUUCCCCCAAUUUGUCAUUUAUGAAAUGUGUCCUAAUUUGAAUUCCCUUGUUAUUUUAUAAAACUGUACUUUGGAAAAACCUACCUAAAACAAAAAAAUUCUGUUUUGUGAGAAUGACCCCAGAACUGAUUGUUUGGGUGGUCUCUGAUAAAAGAAUGUGAAAGAGAUUUUAAAAACUAGUACUGUGGAAACUGGAUAAAAAGGGAAAAUGAGCUGAAAACCAUUUUAGGUGGAACCAGAUCAGCCAACUGUCAUUGUGCUUGUCUGUAUGUUCUACUGUUCUAUGAUUAUAACAAUUACAUGAUGUAUGAAAACAUUAAGAAAUGGAACAUGAUUG
Esox lucius (northern pike) is the source of this 6114-nucleotide messenger RNA. It is a transcript of the gene paqr4a, whose product is annotated as progestin and adipoQ receptor family member IVa. Gene Ontology annotation, molecular function: signaling receptor activity. The transcript is spliced from 3 exons. Gene Ontology annotation, cellular component: membrane. Lineage: Eukaryota; Metazoa; Chordata; Actinopteri; Esociformes; Esocidae. The record is from RefSeq and is a predicted model, not a curated record. Bases 1137 to 2063 code for a protein of 308 amino acids.